AUGGCCAGUGUCCAUGAGAGCCUGUACUUUAACCCCAUGAUGACCAAUGGAGUGGUACAUGCCAAUGUGUUUGGGAUUAAAGACUGGGUGACGCCGUACAAGAUCUCAGUGCUGGUCCUGCUGAGCGAGAUGACCAAGAACAUGGAGAUCAGUGGGCUGGAGAAGAGGAGGCUCAACAAACACAUCCUGCCCCUUCUCCAGGGUCCUGAUAUGUCACUGUCCAAACUGCUCAAAAUUAUUGAAGAUUGCUGUCCAAAUAUGGCAAGUUCGGUGCAAAUCAGGAUAAAGCUGAUGGCCGAAGGAGAAUUAAAAGACAUGGAACAGUUCUUUGAUGAACUCUCUGAUUCAUUCUCAGGCACAGAGCCUGAUGUGCACAAAACAAGUGUUGUCGGACUGUUCCUUCGUCACAUGAUCUUGGCCUACAAUAAACUUUCAUUCAGUCAGGUAUACAAGCUGCAUACCUCACUGCAUCGUUACUACCACAGUGAUAAGGCCAAGACAAAGCCAGAAAAUGAAGAGGCAGAAAUGGAUCUCUGCAACAGUGAUGAAGAAGAGGGUGAAGAAGCAGAUGAAGGUGGAAAGAUGUCAAAAGAAGAUCUUGAUUUUGCUAUCGGAGAAGAUGAUCUAGCUUGCAGUGGACCUUUGUCACAAAAACAGGCGGAAUAUUUCCUUUCUCAGCAGGCCUCAUUGCUGAAGAAUGAUGAAAGUAAGGCUCUGUCACCAGUCUUACUACAGAAAGAGCUAAACAAUUUAUUGAAGUUCAAUCCAGACUUUGCAGAAGCUCAUUAUUUAAGCUAUUUAAAUAGCUUGCGUGUCCAAGAUGUAUUCAGUUCAACACACAGCUUGCUGCAUUACUUUGACCGCUUGAUCCUCACUGGUGCUGAGAGUAAAAGUAACGGGGAUGAAGGUUAUGGGAGGAGCCUGCGUUAUGCGGCACUCAACUUGGCUUCCCUACAUUGUCGCUUUGGGCACUAUCAUCAAGCAGAACUUGCUCUCCAGGAGGCAAUAAGGAUAGCACAAGAAUCAAGUGAUCAUGUCUGCCUGCAGCACUGUCUGAUUUGGCUGUAUAUCCUGAAGAACAGAAAGGGGGAAGACAGCAGUAUCUUAUUGGAGCACUCUAUAAAGAAAGCUGUCCACUUUGGACUUCCGUAUUUGGCCUCUCUUGGCAUUCAGUCUUUAGUUCAGCAAAGAGCUAUAGCCGGUAAGACUGCCGAUAAACUGAUGGAUGCCUUGAAAGAUUCAGACCUACUUCACUGGAAACACAGUUUAUCUGAUCUGAUUGACAUCAGCCUUGCUCAAAAGACGGCAGUAUGGAGACUGUAUGGUCAGAGCACUAUGGCUUUGCAGCAGGCACAGAUGCUCCUUACUAUGAACAGCCUUGAUGCUGUUAAUGUGAACGUCCAGCAGAACAAUACUGAGCCGUUUGCUGUAGUUUUGUGUCACCUUGCAGAACUGCACGCCGAGCAGGGUUGUUUUUCUGCUGCUUCUGAGAUAUUGAAACAUUUAAAGGAGAGAUUUCCCCCUGGCUGCCAACAUGCAAAGCUUUGGAUGUUGUUUGAUCAGAAAAUCCAGUUUAACCGAGCUAUGAAUGAUGGGAAGUAUCACCUGACCGAAUCACUUGUGACAGGAAUUACUGCUCUUGACAGUGUGGAAGGAUUGUACAGGAAAGCAAUUGUUCUCAAAGCUCAAAACCAAACAGCAGAAGCUCAUAAAAUUCUUCAGGUGCUGCUAACUCACUGCCAGAAAGUAAAGAACAUCGAGAUGGUUAUAAGGGUCCUUCUGUCCCUAGCAGAGCUGUACUGGAGAUCCUUCUGUCACCCAGUGGCACUGCCCGUGCUGCUACAAGCUCUUGCUCUCUCCAGGGAAUACCACCUCCAGUAUCUGGCAUCUGAGACGGUGCUGAAUUUGGCUUUCUCACAACUGAUGCUUGGAAUCCCAGAGCAAGCCUUGAAUAUUCUGCACAUGGCAAUAGAGCCUAUUCUGGCUCAUGGAGCAGUACUAGAUAAGGGACGGGCUAUGUUCCUUGUUGCAAAAUGUCAAGUGGCAUCAGCUGCAUCAUACAGUCCUCAGAAGAAAACAGAAGCCCUGGAAUCGGCUAUUUUAAAUCUAAAUGAAGCUAAAACUUACUUUGGAAUAGUUGACUGCAAGGAACAGAUUCGUGAUAUUCUAUACUUGCAAGCCAGACUGUACAACAGCUUAGGGAGAAUCCAAGAAAGGAACAAAUGCUCCAUGCUUUUUCCGACAGAUACAUCAGGAACUUCCAUCUCAUGGAGUUUCAUUGUUACUUCGCCUAUA
Messenger RNA from Staurois parvus, 2295 nucleotides. The record is from the annotation of a GenBank genome assembly. Lineage: Eukaryota; Metazoa; Chordata; Amphibia; Anura; Ranidae.